UGUUUUUUAGUUUAUUAGCUUCGGCUCAUUUUAAAUGUUGUAAUUCUUAUGAUUGUGUCCGUUACACAGCUACUACUGUAUCGUGUAUGUAUUAAUUUCACAAUAUGUUUCGCCAUAAAUAAUGAAUUGUGUAUGCCGAAAAUGGUUUGCUACUUCCCAAAGACCACCCACCUCCCCUUGCGCCACAACACACACUUCCCAACAGAGGUGCGUAUGCAAUCUAAAAGCAACAAUAGACCGGCGUCCAUGCCCACACCGAUAAGAUAAUGUGCAUCGACGUGCGACAGUCUCGUGGCCAAACGGGGUAUCCGCUUCCAUUCCCAUUCCCAUAUAAGGGUGGCAGUCGUGUGGCGCAAAAUUCGCUGCGAUUAGAAGAAAAAAAUCAUUCAGUCAUCGUGAGUGUACGGCGCACUUUUUUAAUGACCCUACGGCCCUACGGCCAAACGGGGCCACCAAGAGGACCCCUAGCAGCGCCGCCAAUGCUCAAUUUUACAAUGGGAGGAACGCACUCCGAUGACUCAAACUUCCGGUCGGUAGUGGUGGUGCUGGUGGUAGCCGGUCGGGGAAUCAAGGACACUUGGGUAAUCUUGGAAUUUGAGCUUAUGCUCUUCCGAACGCUUCAUAACGAUGGGGAGUAGAUUGGUGAUGUGUUAUCGUUACCGUACCGUUUUGCCACAGCUCGAGGUCUUUAGAGGGGCUGCAAAGACAAAGUCAGUGUUCGCGGUAGCGCUAUGAAGAUAUACCUCCUUUUGAUGGACGUGAUAAGCUAUCGAAGUGGUGGCGUCUAGGGUCUGGGGAGUGAAAAACACUACGGCGUAUGUAGUGGUAGGGGCGGGUGUGAUUAGAUAAAUCACAUAUUCCGUUGCUGGGAAAUGCGAUUCUAGCUACGGUUACGUACGACGACGGUACGCUGUUAUCGGUUCUUCUCCUCGGCCAGAGCACCGUGACAGGAACCUCGCAUCUCGGUUGGGGAUCUAAAUAUAACAGCUCGUCAAUUGGUCGUCGCGAUUCAGUUGAUCGGUCACGGUGUACCCACUCUGGUAGCGCGAAGCUACUGACGCAGAGAGCUCCAGUUUCGCUAAGCACAGCCGUAUAGGUGUGAGAAAGUAUAUCGCAAGAUGGCAGGGGAACACAAUACGGAAUCCGGUGCGGAACAGCCCGUAGUUUCCGAGCGAGCAACAGCAACUACACCGACGGAGGCAUCAGUUGAAAAGUCGUCCGAUGCUGUUGAUGCUGCCGUGGAAAUAGUUGAGGAAAAGAAGGUUGAUCAGCAGCAGGAAACAGUGCAGCAGGAGUUAAUUGCUGACGUAGUUGAGGAGGAGAAGCCUGAACAGCAGCAGGAAACAGUGCAAGAUCAUGUACGGGAAGAAAAUGUUGCUGAGGUAGUUGAGGAGAAGAAGCCUGAACAGCAGCAGGAAACAGUGCAAGAUGCAUUACCGGAAGCAUCGGUGGAAAAAGUGCUGGUGGAUGGUGGAAUGGCGGAGGAAACCAGUGCUGCAGUGCAAAAAAUAGUGGAAGAACCGCACCACGAAGACUCGUCGGACGUAUCCGUAAAGGAGGAAGCGGUAGCUGAUGUAUCUGCAGUUACGGAACAGAUAGAGGCAGUGGAAAACAACGUGACGUCCGAGCAAGCAAACAGUGAACUGGAGAAAACUGCUUUAUUAAAUGGUGAAACAGACGCUGCCGAGCAUCCUGUUGCCAGUGAAGAAAGCUCUACCGCUCCACCAGCAGUCGCUGAUGCUGCCAGUAGCUCUGGUGAGCUUCCCCAGUAUCUGUACAAUGCCAUGGAACAGGUGGCAAUCGAGCAGGGCUUUACGGCGGGCAAGUUCAAGAUUGAGUUUGACGUCGGUUCCAACAAGGGCGAUGGUUUCGUGGGACAAAUGUUCAAAGCUUUCCUGCAAGAGGGCGAUCGACGGGAGGUGUAUCUGUGCAAGAUUCCACCGCUGAACGAGGCACGCCGUCAGCAGUUCCAAUCGAUGACUAUCUUUAGUCGCGAAACGCUUGCUUACAAGAGCCUGCUACCACUGAUAUUUACUUACCAGGAGGAGAAGGGCAUCAGUCGGGAGGAUGGGUUCUUUAACGUGCCGAAAUGUUACUAUGCCGAGUGUGACGAAACCACCGAACAGUCGGUCAUCAUCAUGGAGGAUCUGCGGCUGAAGGACUAUCGCAUGUGGAAUAAGCUGGUGCCCGUGAACUACGAACACGCGCGGCUAACUAUGCAGCAGUUGGGUCGACUGCAUGCCGUAUCGCUUGCGAUGAAGCGUGACCGGCCGGCCGAUUUCGAGCAGUUUAAGGUGCCGGACCCGCUGGAGGUGAUGAUGCCGGAAGGUAGUCCGUUCGAGGCGAUGAUGAUUAAAAUGCUCACCGAUGCGAAGGAAACGCUUGAACCGCACGAAACCAAAGAGCGGACAAAGAUGCAGAAGCUGAUUGACAAUAUGCGGCAGGAGAUGAAAACCUGUACGGAUGGUGCGCUGGCGGAGCCCUACGCCGUGCUCGGUCACGGUGACUGUUGGGUGAACAACUUUAUGUUUCACUAUAAGAACGGCGCCCCAGAGCAUGUAAUUCUGCUCGACUGGCAGAUCACGCGGUACGUCUCGCCGGUGACGGACCUGUCGUACUUCAUCUUCUGCUGCACGGACGGAGAGUUCCGGCGGCGGCACUACGACGAGAUGAUGAGCAUCUACUACAACUCGCUGGAAGCACUGCUCGAAAAGCUUGGCCACAACCCGCAGGAAGUGUUCCCGCGGACGGCCCUGAUGCGUCAGCUACGCCGCUUCGGCCGGUUCGGCAUACUGAUGGCCAUCUUCCUGGUGCCCAUGCUGUGCACGCGCAACGAAGAUCUGCCCGAUAUGGACGAGGCGGCCGAAAAGUAUCGCGAAACGAAUGAGAUGGAUUUGAACGCGAUGACGCUGAAUGCGAACCAGAGGGCGUACCGGGAGCGCAUGAGCUCGGCGAUACGGGACAUGGUGCAAUAUGGCUACCUGUAAGCUCUCGGGGGCAUCGACGCAUCUGGCCACCUCCAAUGGAAUUUGCGAUAACAUUGCGAUAUGUGUACGCGUGACGUGUUCAUUGCACAAGGUGUACAGGCAAUGCUGGGAAGGCUCGAAAGUGUGCACGAGCUUAGCAAGAGUCGGUGUACUUUUAGAUUUAGGAAAACCCCCUCGCCGGAAAGCUUUCUGAGAGACACAUGCAGAGGAUGUAAAUACAGCUGUUUGCUGUACGCAAAUAAAAACCGUAGAUCAUUUAUGGAGACAAACGGAGAAUGAAAACGAAGUAAUUGUAAACUUAUUCCCACCUGCCCGUGUAUAUGACGCUUAAUGUCGAUAAAACGUACCGUACCGAUAAGCCUCCUGUUAUCGUGUGUGUGGAGUUAUCUUAUCUUAAAUUGUUUUUAAAUAAACUUGACACCUGUACCCACCUGUGUACAUCCCGUA
Molecule: messenger RNA, 3434 nt
Organism: Anopheles gambiae (African malaria mosquito)
Lineage: Eukaryota; Metazoa; Arthropoda; Insecta; Diptera; Culicidae
Exons: 2
Coding region: 1119-2987 (622 amino acids)
Source: RefSeq, a predicted model, not a curated record